AUGGCAAUCGGCACAGCUUCAUCGGUCGCCGGUGGGGCGGCAUCGGCAGGCCCCGUGCUCCUGCUUCUGCUACUGGUUGCGUCGGCCACUCGGCCCGUCGCGGCGCUCAACUCCGCUGCUGCCUUCGUCCAGAACGCGGUCUACUCCAACAGGAUCGCCAUCUUCUCCAAAUCCUACUGCAUGUGAGUUCCGAAAAUUUCCUAUCGGAAGAUCCAGAUGGUACUGUUUAUCGUCUCCUUUUUUCCGUGGGGUAGAUUUCAGUGAUUGCCGGGAGGGGUUUGCUUUCCCUGAAUGGGGACGUACCGGGGAAGGUUCACGUUUAUCUGUUCUAUUUGACCGAGGUUUCCAUCUAUUUUGAGAGGAAAUUGCUUCUAUAAUUUUCACCACAAGACAUCCUAGGAGGCCGAUUGAUUGAUAUUUGAUUAUGAUUCAAGCGCCGGUGAAUGUGUGGGCACUUCUCUUACUUCUCAAUUUCCCAGAAGAAAAAAGAGCAGAAAAAUGGUGAAAACAUCGGAUAUUUGAUAAAUUGAUGAAAAUUUUGGAGUAUUUAUGCCUUUAUCAAGAGCAUAUGUCGUUUAAUUUGAAAGGAUUAACUUUCAUACAUUAUCAUCACUGAUUCAUUUAUGGAUAGGCAUCAUACUACAUAAUUCACAGUAGGAUUUAUGCAACGCAGUUCAUAUAUUUGGAAACAUGAGUUACUUCAUUUGAUAUUCUGCUAGAGAAAAUUAUCAUGAUCACUCCUUUCCUCCUCUUCAUGAUUUUCAUCUCCCAGGAGUCUGAGAAAAGCAACUAAUCGCGAAAGGGUAGAUGAAAAUGCGGUUGGCAACCAUGAAUCCAUUGUUUUAAUCCUCGAGCCUUUUUUGAAUUAUCUUCUAUAAUUGAUCCAGGUUGUUGGCCUUCUCAUCUAUCUGUGGUCUUCAACGAUCUUGAUAAACUACCCUUUCAGUUUUUCAUCAGGUUCCAUGAUCUUGGAACCUUCAGAUAAUUGGAUAUUCAUAACUUUGGAAGGUGCUUUCCCUCCCUCGAUGAAAACCAUUUUCUACUCCCGGGUCAGAAGCCACAUGGCAUUCUUCCUCUUAGUGCUUCUUCGCGAAGAUUCGUUGGCUUCCUGUACAUCACGUGAGACACAAGUAUUCUGUCCUUUGAAUAAUGCAACAGCCUCUUUGGGUCAAAACUAUAUCUGUUCCUGGUCAGAAAAUAAUAAAAAUCGUGGAUUGGAUGGGGACUCAAUCCCUUCCUGGGAUCGGAAUCCGUGGGUUCCUGGAUGAUCUAGGCGUUGUUUGAAUGAUCAUAACAUCUGAUCCUGGAUCAUAUCAGAAAUGAUUUUUUUUUCUUUAUUUUUAGUUAAUGGUCAGAUGUUUGGGCCACCAGAAUUUCUUUCCUUUACUCCUUUUUAUUAAGAUAUAAUUCGAUAAUUUUUGGAAACUCUGUUUCACUAAAAAGAUCAAAUCAUUUUGUUCAAGUAGUAAGUAAAGAUUCAUAUAUUAUGAAAUUUACAGUUGUGGGGUCGCACAAUCCCAGAAACCCAUUUGUGCGCAAUGGAAAUCGACCUGAUUAUCAUGCAGAUUCUUUUGAAAAAUAGGGCCCAAGGUCUGAGAAAAAGAUAAUAUAAUUAUGGCUUUCUGAUACCAAGAAAUGGGUGGGUACAACUGCAGCAAAUAGCUUGCAUUAGUAACAAUAAUUAGCUAUAUUUUGAAAACAAUUAUUUUGAAAAAAUAGGGCCCAGGGUCAAGAUUCAUCAGCUCAAAGAAAAUAAAAAAAAAAGCUAUUUUUUUUUUCUGAUACCAAGAAAUGGAUGGGUAAAACUGCAGCAGAUAACUGGGUAAAGUUCUUGUACCUGGGUCAAGAUCGAUUGAAUUUUUUGGCAAAUUUCUCAGGGACACUGCUAUCAUUUACGAUACCAUUUUUUUUUUCCUCUCUGGCCGUUGAAUCAUGUUGAUGAUCCCUUCGUACCAUUCAUAUUUCUUCAGGUAUUCCAUGAGAGCCAAGCGUGUGUUCAGCCAACUACAGGAGACGCCAUUUGUUUCGGAGCUCGAUCAGAGAGGUUCGAAUCCCUCCCCAGAAGCCACGCUUGGUUAUUUUAUUUUAUUUUAUGAUUAAAAAAAUAUAGAUGGGAAUCUCUGGGUGUUUGUUGUUUUUUUUAAAAGGUAUAUCAUCCCAUUUUUAAAGCAUAAUUUCUGAGGGAUUUCCUCAACGUUGACCCGCAGACGACGGGCCCCAGAUCCAGAACGCUCUCUUCGAUCUCGUUGGUCAAUACACCGUGCCGCAGGUCUUCGUCAACGGAAAGCACAUCGGCGGCUCCGAUGGUCUGAAAACUCGCAACCCACCCUCUCUCUCUCUCCACGAUCUUCAAGUUUAGUUUUUUAGUCAUGAAUUAUUAUUGUUUUUGACUUUGCUAGAUACCCUGAGGCUGUUGGCGUCCGGUCAACUCCAGAAGCUUCUCGAAACGAGCUAG
Messenger RNA from Spirodela intermedia, 2455 nucleotides. The record is from the annotation of a GenBank genome assembly. NCBI's taxonomy places the organism in Eukaryota, Viridiplantae, Streptophyta, Magnoliopsida, Alismatales, Araceae.